This is a messenger RNA of Dermatophagoides pteronyssinus (European house dust mite), 1380 nucleotides long. RefSeq lists its product as uncharacterized. The record is from RefSeq and is a predicted model, not a curated record. NCBI's taxonomy places the organism in Eukaryota, Metazoa, Arthropoda, Arachnida, Sarcoptiformes, Pyroglyphidae.
AAAUCCAAUUUCAAAUUCAUUAUUCAUUGUUUGAUGAAUAUUGUUUUCGAAAAUAUCCAAUGUCUUCCUAUAUUGAUCAUUACUAAAUCUUCAAGUGCAUUCAAACAUCAUGGACAGUAUAAAAUUAAUCGAUUCAUCAACAAAUAAAUUGAAAAUGUUUAAAGAAAAUAUUUUACAUGAAAUUUCAACAAAAUGGGAUUCUACAUUCAAUGAAAAUAAUGCUCAAAAUAAAUCACCGAAAAUUAUUCAACGAUCGAAAAAAAAUCGUUCCAUAUAUGGACAACCGCAGAUUAAUUUGGAUCCUUCAACAAUAAACAUACGAAAUUCUCAUCAUUGGAAAAGUUUAGAUUCAUUAGAUUUCAGUGAAUCUAAUCAUAGUAAUUAUAGUAAUUCAACAUCAUUAUCCGAUUUACGAACGAUUGAUUGUCAAAAGAAUCAAGAUUGGAUAGUAAGCGAUAUCGGUACCAGUGUUGAAUCAUUUGAAAAUGAACAAGAAUCAAUGUUCAAACGAUGUUCAUCGAUGAAUUCAAGUUCAUCGGGAUGUAGUGUAACCACCGAAAAUCAGGAUGAAUUAUCUAGAGAAGCAAAAUAUUUUAUGAAACAAUUUGUUGAGAAAAUUUUUCUCAAAAGUUCAUCGAUUAGUUUGGAAGAAAAAGCCAAAUUUGGUUAUUAUUCUCGAAUGGAAAAUGGUAGACUUUGGUUUGCUCGAUAUAUCAAUCGAAAACGUAAUGAUAAUAAAUGUGUCCAAGAGUCAACAUUCUAUAGUUUGGCACAAUAUUUUGCCAUCAUAUUAUUUGAAUGUGCUGAAUCUGAUGAUUUUACACCGGCCAAAAUAUUGAUGAACAUGUGUUUUACUUUUUAUCAUUAUCAACUACAAACAACAAUGACCAAUAAUCGACGGUCAAAACAAUCAUCAUCAUCAUCUUCUUCAUUUUCAAUAUCAACAAUGGAAAAUAAUAAACAAUAUCUUUGUACAGUAUUACGUGAUCAACCAAUUUGGAAAUUAAAACGUUUUUGGAAUGCUGCUUUUUUCGAUGCCAUCCAAUGUGAACGAGCAAAUUUUUAUGAAAAUAAUCGCGAUCAACCAAAUCAUAAAUAUUAUGAUUGGCAAUUUCAUGCAAAUUUAACUUUCGGACAAUUAGGUACAUUUACAUAUAAUAUGAAUUCAUUUGGAUUACCUAAAGAAUUUUGUUUAGAAUUUCUACGAAAACAGAGUACGAUUGCUAAUAUAACCAAUGAACAAUUUAAACUUCUUCAAGAUAAUAUCGAAGCAAUGUAUAAUGCUCAAAAAUAACCGACGAUAACCGGCAACCGUUUGAUGCCUUAACAAGUUUUGAAGAAUAUUUUUUAAGGGAAUUUUAAAUGGAUAAAUUUAAUCUA